Messenger RNA from Saccoglossus kowalevskii, 1628 nucleotides. Its product is annotated as creatine kinase M-type-like. The record is from RefSeq and is a predicted model, not a curated record. NCBI's taxonomy places the organism in Eukaryota, Metazoa, Hemichordata, Enteropneusta, Harrimaniidae. Gene Ontology annotation, molecular function: creatine kinase activity. Gene Ontology annotation, biological process: phosphocreatine biosynthetic process.
AACCAAUCCAGGGCUAGGAUAUAUAAUUACGUCAACCGAGUGCUUGUCAUGUUCUACACGUUUGGCAUACUUUGCAUUCAGCAGCCACUUCAGCACUGCGCGUCAGACCUCUCUCUCUUGCUACUGUCUCAGUCUCAGUAAACUAGGUGAAUCAACAUGUCUAACUUAAAUCAGAAGAAAUACAAGCCAGAAGAAGAUUAUCCUGAUUUAUCGAAGCAUAACAAUCAUAUGUCGCAAUGUUUGACACCCAAAAUUUACGCUGAUCUUCGUGAUAAAGUCACUCCAGGUGGUUUUACUCUGGACCAAGCUAUACAAACUGGUGUCGAUAACCCAGGUCAUCCAUUCAUUAUGACUGUUGGCAUGGUAGCAGGAGAUGAAGAAAGUUAUGACGUCUUCGCAGACAUUUUUGAUCCCGUCAUUUCUGCUCGUCACAAUGGAUACAAGAAAACUGAUAAACACAAGACUGAUCUGAAUCCCGCUAACCUGAAAGGAGGCAUCUUGGACGACAAGUAUGUAUUGAGCUCCCGUGUACGUACUGGACGUAGCAUCAAGGGAAUUGCAUUGCCACCAUUCUGCACCCGAGGCGAGAGGCGAGCAAUUGAGAAAAUUGUCACCAAAGCUCUAGCUGGUCUGUCAGGUGACUUGAAGGGAAAGUAUUAUCCACUCACGGGAAUGACAGAUAAAGACCAGGAACAGCUUAUUGCUGACCAUUUCUUGUUCGACAAACCUGUAUCUCCGUUGUUGACAUGUGCUGGUAUGGCACGUGACUGGCCCGACGCGCGUGGUAUCUGGCACAACGACAAGAAGACCUUUUUGGUGUGGAUCAAUGAGGAAGAUCACACUCGCGUGAUUUCAAUGCAGAAGGGAGGUAACAUGAAGGAAGUCUUCACCCGUUUCUGCAAUGGUCUCAAUGAGGUUGAGAAGUUGAUAACGAAAGAAGGCCACUCGUACAUGUGGAAUGAGCAUUUGGGCUAUGUUCUAACGUGUCCAUCUAACUUGGGUACUGGACUGCGUGGUGGUGUGCACCUCAAAAUACCGAAGGUUAGCGCACAUCCCAAGUUCGAGGAAAUUUUAAAGAAACUGAACUUGCAGAAGCGUGGAACCGGUGGUGUGGACACUGCCGCUGAGGGCGGUACUUUCGAUAUUUCCAACGCAGACAGGUUAGGUUCAUCUGAAGUACAACAAGUACAAAGUGUCGUUGAUGGCGUGAACUUGCUUGUGGAUAUGGAGAAACUGCUGGAACAAGGAAAACCCAUCGACAGUCUUAUUCCAGCAUAGACAACGACAUCGUUAUAAAGAUACAACUAAACAAUUUUUAUUAAUUUGUUUUGACCAUGUAUAGGGUGUGUUUUUCAUUGCCCCCCUUCCCACAACUACUCUGAAAUACUAGCAGGAGACAGAGGUAUUUGGCUGUUGGUGACCAGCAAAUAAUUCAAUUAAUUAUUUAAUAGACUAGCGAAUUACGAGUGCUGUAAGUGUUGUAGUGCUGUAGAUUUGUGUGUUGUCAUAGUGCUAUAGGUUCAAGUUGAAUAAAACAACUAUCACGUCUCGCGACACUUGUAAAUAAAUUCCUUUGCAUAAUGACGCUGUUCAAAUCACUGAAUACUGAAUAAAAGUAUGAAACCACA